GGCGCGGGAAGCGCGGGGCGGUGGCGGCGCCCAUGGCGGGCCCUGAGGAGGACGCUGAGGAGGGCUUCUAUCAGCGCUUCGCGGCCGAGCUGGAGGUGCUGGCCGAGCUGGGAGAUGACCCAUCCCCACCCACUGGUCCCAGGGUCUCCCAGUUCCGCAGCAGGAAGCAGCCUCAUCCCUCUCAUGACCCCAUUGGGGGCACCAACCCCAAGAAGCGGGACAGGAUCCACGUCCCACCCAGCUCUCCACCCACAGCCCACACCCCGAAACCCAAGCGACAGCGUCUGGAAGCAGUUAAGAAGCUCAGCUUUGAUGAGUUGGCUCCUGAUGACCUCCAGGAUGCUGGCCCAGAAGAACCUCCUGCUCCCCACACUGCCAGCUCAGACCACCUGGAGGUGAGUGGCAUGGCCCCGCUGCAGACCACGCCGCCCUCUGUGAAGAAGCAAGUCCUCAAGCGGCCACCCAUUCUGGAGGACUACAUCAAUGUGACGUCCACCACGGGCACCAGGGUCUUCAUGGUGGUGAGGGAUGAUCCCUCCAGGACAGGGGUGGAGCUCCCGGAUUCCCUGGGCUGGAAUGCGCACAGGCCGCUCCACUUGCUGGGGGUGCCUUUCUCCUACCUGAAGGAACAAGUGGAUGAAGAGCGUCGCAGGCAUGUUCUGGAAGCAUCGCAGCAGCUAACAGAGAUAAUAAACAGUUGCCUUGAGAGUGAGACCAGCACCGAGAGCUCAGAGCCUAGCAGGGAAGAGGAGCCAGCAGACGAGGAGGAGUCUGCGCUGCAUUGCCUCUGGGUGGACAAGUUUACUCCCCGGCGCUAUGUGGAGCUGCUCAGUGAUGAUUACACGAACCGCUGCCUUCUGAAGUGGCUCAAGCUCUGGGACACGGUGGUGUUUGGGAAGGAGAAGGUUGUGAAAAAGCCCAAGCCCAGCACUGAGGCUCAUCCUCCAUUCCACCAACCCAAGGAACAGCAGAAUAAAUGGAAAACAAAGGUCCAGCUCACGGAGGAGAUUCUGGAGGCUGAGCUGGACCAGCACAAGAGACCCAAAUACAAGGUAGCCCUGCUCUGUGGCCCGCCCGGCCUGGGAAAGACCACGCUGGCCCACGUCAUCGCGAAGCACGCAGGGUACAAUGCUGUAGAGAUGAAUGCCAGCGACGACCGCAGCCCCGACGUUUUCAAAACUCGCAUUGAGGCUGCCACACAGAUGAAGUCUGUGCUGGGUGCCAAUGAGAAGCCCAACUGCCUGAUCAUCGAUGAGAUAGACGGUGCGCCCGCGGCAUCUAUCAACGUGCUGCUAAACAUCAUCAGCCGUAAGGAUGUGGAGGGUGAGGCAGCAGCCGGUGCGGGCCGGAGGAGACGGCGCGAGGGAGGACUGCUGCUCAGGCCCAUCAUCUGCAUCUGCAACGACCAGUACGUCCCUGCUCUCCGGCUGCUGCGGCAACAAUCGUUCCUGCUAAACUUCCCUCGGACGGCACCAUCUCGGCUUGCCCAACGGCUCUGCGAGAUCGCCCUGCGGCAGGGCAUGCGUGCGGACAUGGGUGCGCUGCUGGCGCUGUGUGAGAAGACUGAGAACGACAUCCGCUCCUGCAUAAACACCCUGCAGUUCCUGCACCGCCGAGGCCAGAAGGAGCUGAACGUGCAGAUGGUGCAGACAAUGAAGAUCGGUUUGAAGGACCAAAACAAGGGGCUUUUCUCCAUCUGGCAAGAGAUCUUCCAGCUCCCAAAGAUCCAAAGGCACAGGAUAGGAAUGGACCCCACUUUACCAGCCCAACUCUUGGUGGGCGAUGAGGACCUGUCGCACCCUGGGGGGACAGCUGGCUUCAACGCAUCCUCCCACCGCUUCCACCACAUUCUGCACCUUGCCAUCUCCUCAGGGGAGCAGGAGAAGCUGGCCCAGGGUCUGUAUGACAAUUUUCUGAACAUGAAGCUGCGGGACUCCAGUUUCAGUUCGGUAUGCAUGGCCCUGGAGUGGCUGGGCUUCUGUGACCUGCUGAACUGGGCUGUCCUGCAUGGACAGAGCUUCCAGCUGAUGCGAUACCUCCCUUUCCUACCCGUGGCUUUCCACCUGCUCUUUGCAGCCACCAACAUCCCCCGGCUUGCUUAUCCUAGCAGCCAGCCCGAGGCCUUGGCCAAGCUGAACCACAUGCAGAACCUCGUCAUGUCCAUGGUGUCAGGGAUAACGCCUAGUGCCCGCAGCCGCAUGGGACAGCAGUCUUUCAUCUUGGAGGUGCUCUGCCUGCUGCUGGACAUCAUCGCCCCAAAGCUUCGACCAGUGAACACCCAGCUCUACAGCCUGAAGGAGAAGCAGCAGCUGGCAGACCUCAUCAGCACCAUGCUGGCCUACAACCUCACCUACCACCAGGAGCGCCUGCCCGAGGGCCAGUACGUCUACAAGCUCGAUCCGAACGUGGAGGAUGUCUGCCGGUUCCCGGACCUUCCGGCUCGCAGGCAGCUGACCUACCAGGCCAAGCAGCUCAUCGCCAGGGAGAUUGAGCUGGAGAAGAUGAGGAGGAUGGAGGCUUUGCUGCAGGCACGAAACGUGGACGAGGAGCCCAGGAAUGGCCUCGGCGAAGCAGCGGAGAACGUGGAGGUGAAGCCAGUGGUGCCCCCCAACCAUCAGCAGCGCCUGGAGCACAUCGUCCGGAGGGCGGCGGUGGAGGACAAGCCUGAGACCGACUUCUUUGGACGGCCGCUUCGACGGCAACAGGCAGCCACAGCCCCGGCCUCUCAGGCCUCCAAGGAAGAGUCGAUCGAGAGCCAGAUGGGAAAGGCCGUGGGGAAGAGCGACGUCUGGUUCCGAUUUAAUGAAGGAGUUUCCAACGCUGUCAGGAGGAAUAUCUACAUCAAGGACCUGCUCUAGCCAGGCAGAAAUUGAGGCUCAAGAAGGAACUGAAGGGAUAAAGGAUUUUCCAACCCGUGGACAGGGUGUAUGCGUGAUCCGCAGUUGGUUUUUUUAAGUGUGUAUUGUUAAAAAA
Molecule: messenger RNA, 2973 nt
Organism: Cuculus canorus (common cuckoo)
Lineage: Eukaryota; Metazoa; Chordata; Aves; Cuculiformes; Cuculidae
Gene: CHTF18
Product: chromosome transmission fidelity factor 18
Exons: 22
Coding region: 33-2858 (941 amino acids)
Molecular function (GO): ATP hydrolysis activity; ATP binding
Source: RefSeq, a predicted model, not a curated record